GCCGCCACCGAAGCGGAUGAAAACAAACAGUAACGAUGGCGGCGCCGGGAAGCGACCGGCUGCUGGGCUGAAGGCAGGAGUGAUCACUUGAGCUGUGAGGGAAGCCCUGAAGAGCGUCUGUAGACGUGAGUGCGACAACUCGCGCAGUCUUGGGAACGAAACUCCCGGGGCCUGCGAGCCACGAGGCUCCUGAGACGAGAGGUAUUAUCUGCGACCCGUGCUGUCAGUGCAGCUCCGGAGCGCGGAGCUCUCAGCCAGGAGGCGCAGCUGGCCGGCCCCAGGCCCCGGCCUCCGUAAUGAGAGCCCCGAGCCACUCUCUGUGUCGCAGCUUCACAGGUGAGGGUGACUGUUGACUAGUGAAAAAAGGGACCCAAGGUUCACGACUCUCUUACUGGCAGUGGAAUGACCUGUGGAAACCUGCGAUCCAUUCUCAUUAAGUAAAUCUCUGGAUUGCUAUAGGCAAUGGAAACUGAUCUCAAUUCCCAGGACAGAAAGGACCUGGACAAGUUCAUUAAGUUUUUUGCCCUCAAGACUGUCCAAGUGAUUGUCCAGGCUCGACUGGGUGAGAAGAUUUGUACUCGUUCAUCUUCUUCCCCAACGGGUUCAGACUGGUUCAAUUUAGCAAUCAAAGACAUCCCAGAGGUUACACAUGAAGCAAAGAAGGCGCUGGCAGGGCAGCUGCCUGCCGUCGGGAGGUCUAUGUGUGUGGAGAUCUCACUCAAGACUUCUGAGGGAGAUUCCAUGGAGCUAGAAAUCUGGUGUCUGGAAAUGAAUGAAAAGUGUGAUAAAGAAAUCAAAGUUUCCUAUGCCGUGUACAACAGACUGUCGUUGCUACUGAAGUCUCUCCUUGCUAUAACUAGGGUGACACCAGCUUACAGACUCUCCAGGAAACAAGGGCAUGAAUAUGUCAUAUUGUACAGAAUAUAUUUUGGGGAAGUUCAGCUGAAUGGCUUAGGAGAAGGUUUCCAGACAGUUCGUGUUGGGACAGUGGGUACCCCUGUGGGCACCAUCACUCUUUCUUGUGCUUACAGAAUUAACUUGGCAUUCAUGUCCACCAGGCACUUUGAGAGGACCCCACCUAUCAUGGGGAUUAUUAUUGAUCACUUUGUGGACCGUCCCUAUCCCAGCUCCUCGCCCAUGCAUCCCUGCAAUUACAGAACCGCUGGUGAGGACACUGGAGUAACAUAUCCUUCUGUGGAAGAUUCUCAAGAAGUGUGUACCACCUCUUUUUCCACCUCCCCUCCAUCCCAGCUCUCAAGCUCUCGCCUUUCCUGUCAGCCUGCUGCCCUGGGCGUUGGAUCAGCUGACCUGGCUUGUCCAGCAGUGUUUGCUGCCGGCUUAAACACCACACACCCUUACCAGCUAAUGGUUCCUGGGAAGGAAGGUGGGGUACCCCUUGCUCCCAACCAGCCUGCCCACGGUGCCCAGGCUGGUGACCAGGAGAGACUGGCAACCUACACCCCUUCCGAUGGGGCCCACUGCGCUGCCACACCUUCCAGCAGUGAGGAUACUGAAACUGUGUCAAACAGCAGUGAGGGACGGGCCUCCCCCCAUGAUGUCUUGGAGACCAUCUUUGUCCGGAAAGUGGGGGCUUUUGUCAACAAACCCAUCAACCAGGUGACCCUGACCAGUUUGGACAUACCCUUUGCCAUGUUUGCUCCCAAGAAUUUGGAGCUGGAGGAUGUGGAUCCCAUGGUGAAUCCUCCAGAUUCCCCAGAGACUACAUCUCCUCUUCAGGGCAGCCUGCACUCUGAUGGCUCCAGCGGGGGCAGCAGUGGCAAUACCCAGGACGACUUUGUCAUGAUCGACUUCAAACCAGCUUUUUCUAAAGACGACAUUCUUCCGAUGGACUUGGGGACCUUCUAUCGUGAAUUUCAGAACCCCCCUCAGCUGAGCAGCCUCUCCAUAGAUAUCGGGGCACAGUCCAUGGCUGAGGACUUGGACUCACUACCAGAGAAGCUGGCUGUGCACGAGAAGAAUGUCCGAGAAUUUGAUGCCUUUGUAGAAACCCUGCAGUAAAAGUUGGUGUCCUCGAGUACCAGCAGCAUCCCCUUUUUGUGGUCCCAGGAGACAGAGAGCCUCCCACUCGUCAGCUGCUCCCAUCCCUUGUCCUGCUUCAAGCCAGGUGGAGGGGAGGCUGGUUCCCCCACGGGGACCCGGAAGUCCCUGCUCUUGCACUCCUGGAGACUCACGGUAGCAAUGAAGGCCAGUGAUAGCAUUUGAGAGGACUCACCCUCUGACCUCCCUCUGCAGGGCCCUCUGCUUAUACCGCCCUCAGCAGCUGCUUCACAAAGGCUGUCAUCCCGCUCCUCCUGCCGGCCCCCUGCCCCGGGUUUGCCCAGCAGCUGGCCCCUCGCCUGCCUGCCGUUGCCAUCCACCAUUCGACAUUCCAGCUGGUAGCCCAGAGACUGGUGUGGAGGCAGAAAGAGGAAGGAGACAGUGCUAGGAGGAGGAAGGAAGGAAGCUCUCCUUCAGGGUCUUUCUCCUUUAGUUCUGGUAUCUUCUUCCUCUCUCUCUCUCCCUCUCUCUGCCCCGUGCCUGUAUUUUUGGCAGUAUGGCAGGCUUCCUGCCCAAGGUGAUGAGAACCCUAGAGUCAGCCAUUCCCACCCUUGAAGGCUGUGCCAGCCCAUCCGAGCAGCCCUGGUGGCUGCCUGUGCUCAGCUACAUGGAAACAGAAGCCUCCCUCUAUAGGAUUCUGUCAUUGGAGUCACAGCAAAGGUUCUUCUCUUUCCUCUCCCUUCCCCUGUCAUUGCUCCUUGGUUAUAGAACCCAGUAACUAUUUAUUACUUUCAGAGAAAUCAGAUAUUUUUUAGAGAAAACAUGUUUGAGGUUAGACGUUUUCACUUGGGGAAGGUUGGAGGGCCUCUUCCUGGGGCAGCGCCUCCUCCUGUAGCGGUUCCUCGGAUUCAGGUUGCUGCCCUGAGGAUUUCCCUUCCCAUGUGUAUAAGGUGGGAUCCAAGAAUAGGGCUGGCUGAGGGCAGCAGAACCUCCCAGAAUUGCUGCAUUUGAACUGACAUCACGCUCUGCCUUGGACAUGUACAUAUUCCUGGUGAGAACUUUGAAUCUCCCAGCUUCUCCAGAGAGACUGACUCUGUUCUGGCAGCCCAGGAAGUCUUGGGUGCGAAAUGUGAUGACUCCCCAGGGUUGUGGCACAUGUAGUGCCCGAGGGGCGCUGUGGCCCCGGGGAAGGCCAGACAAGCCCCUCCUCCUGGGGCAUUGUUCCUGGUUCUCAGGGCUGGGUUAUGGGCCUUUUCCUUCUUCCACCUAGGCCUAGCCAUCACCUUUCUUUAACCCCAGGGUCUGUACACUGCCCUGAGGUUUAUUAGUUGGAUUGGUUCCUUGUUGAGAAACCAAAGCUGGGCAUUCAGGUAGUGUUACUUGAGUUAAGUCAAGGGCCCAGCCUCACCCACUGACCAUGUGUUCCUCCCCGCCUAACUGAUAGGCCCAACCCCACUCCUCUGGCCCACCUGGGGUAUUCAUUGGCAGCAGCUGUUCUGCAGCAGAGCAGGUGGCCCUCAAUUGCUUGUUAGCAAGUGCACGUGGCAUUGUUUUCACCUACCAGGCUGAUCUCUGAGGGCUGGGGUCAGCUCUGAUGCUGCCUCAGUUGGGCUGAGCCCUGCCCCUGUGCACACAUUCUCCUGCCUAAAAAAGUGUUUCCAGUAGUGGCGUCCAGCUGGCCGUCCUGUCACUGGGCCAGAGCACACCUGUGGCCUGCUAAACCAAUCCAGGCUUACCCCCCAGGCCCCAGCACUGAGACGGGCGAAGGCCCCGGUAAGUUACUGAUUGCCCCCCACUCCCCCACCUCAUCCCAGUAUCUCAGCUGCUGCCCUCUUCCAAGGCCAAGCAUGGAAAGGCCUGUUAGCCAUUUGCCUCUUUGACUCCUAAUUGUUGGCCUCUGCAGGCAGCAGCCUUUCUUCAGGACCCCAUCAGUGAGAGGCCAGGGAGGCUGAGC
Messenger RNA from Eubalaena glacialis (North Atlantic right whale), 3952 nucleotides. It is a transcript of the gene ATG13, whose product is annotated as autophagy related 13. The transcript has 18 exons. Bases 463 to 2019 code for a protein of 518 amino acids. Lineage: Eukaryota; Metazoa; Chordata; Mammalia; Artiodactyla; Balaenidae. Gene Ontology annotation, cellular component: Atg1/ULK1 kinase complex; cytosol; extrinsic component of membrane. Gene Ontology annotation, biological process: piecemeal microautophagy of the nucleus; protein localization to phagophore assembly site; mitophagy. The record is from RefSeq and is a predicted model, not a curated record.